GCUAAAACACACAUAAAUGUCAGUGGUGAGCUGUUUGUUUGGGCUUGGCAUGGUGAGAUGGUGUACGUUCAUUUGCGCGGUGUAAAGCAAACAAUACGCACAGGACGACCCGUAGGACGCUGCCGGACCGGAAAACCAUCCGUAACCGCGAUGAGCAGCGGUUAGGAACGGAGUUCGGUGUCACCGAGUUUUCCUAGAUCCUGCCAGGGGUUGCAUAUUGUGAGUGUGAGAGAAAACAACGCGAAGAAGAAGGGGUGGGGGAAAAACCACCCACACACACACCCCUAUACCGUAGCGUGUGGAAACGAAUUACAAAAGCAUCCGAACCUUGUGUGAGCAAUCAUCCCCCUCAUCUCAUUUCAACCAUCCACCACCCGCCAAACCCCUUUUCUGCAUUCGUUCGUAAAAAACGGGGUCCCUGCUAUCAAACUGGGAGGCGAACCCAAAAUCAAUCCACCAACACCGCACAAACCCAUUCCGCGCGAACUUCUGUAUUGGCUGUCUAUGCAACAACAACAACAACAACAACUCCUUACGCACACAGAGCUUCAGUUGAUGACACAACGCUAGAGAGUUUUACCCUGCCCGCGCACAAUGAGUAACGUACGGUGCAACGAGCCGUCACCGACGGCGACCACAUCCCUCGCUACCAAGGACACGGAUGCCGACACCGGGCCUUCGAUUGCGCCGGUCCAGCAACAGCCAUCGAUGCAAUCGAGCAAUAAUAAAGGUACGCCCUGCCGGAUCAACGGCGUGAAGGGGUACCAGAAUCGUACCAAUAGUAUUAUCUACUGUCCGCCAUUGUUGCGUGGCAACACGCCGAAAGAUAAGUGCAGUGCCAUCGUUUACUUCGGCGGUGAUGUACAGGACAUCCCGGAAAAGAUGGAAUCGAACCGGGAUAAUAAGAACUACAUCAAAUGGAACCUGGACAAUACGGCGCUGCUGUUGCGAGAAUCGUUCCCCCAGUCGCACAUCGUGGUCGUGCGCCCGAUGCGGAUGGAAUACAGCACGUUCAGCUGCUUCGACAACUUUGUGCGGGGCAAUAAUGCCGGCAUACCGGACCACACGCCCAUGCACUACUCGCUGCAACAUCUGGAAGAGCUGCUGAUAAAUCUUACGAAAAAGCUAACGAAACCUAUCCUGGAUCAGGACUUCCUGCAUAAGCUGCUGAGCGCUUCCAGUACCAAGGGUUACGGUAGUGACGUACCGUGCAAACAGAACAAUGUCGAUAUUUUGCAGAGCAAUAUCUAUGAUGGAUCCAGCAACGACGCGACCGAACCCGAUCUGGCCGAGCUGUUGUGGUGGCGUGAAAAUUUGAACCUCGACAAGGCUAGCCUGAAGCUGAUCGGGUUCAGCAAAGGGUGUGUGGUGCUGAACCAGUUCAUCUACGAGUUUCACUACUACAAAACGCUCACGCCGGACGACAGCACUAUGAUGCGGCUGGUGUCGCGCAUCACCGACAUGUACUGGCUGGACGGUGGGCAUGGCGGCGGUAAAAACACCUGGAUCACCUCGCGCAGCCUGCUGGAAACGCUCUGCCGGCUAUGCAUCAAUGUGCACGUGUACGUAACACCAUAUCAGAUCCAGGACGACCACCGUCCGUGGAUACGGAAGGAGGAGAAAGCGUUCACCGAUCUGCUGAAGCGGCUCGGUGGUGCGUUCGAUCGUCACCUAUACCCGAGCGAAGCAAACUCCACCAACCUGUACACGCACUUCGACCUGCUGAACCGAUUUCGGCAGCAUCAUAUCAGCCUGUUCUCGCAGCAGCUGCACCAGACGGUGCAGCAGCAGGUUCCGCUCGUCCAGCAGCAGCACAACACCACCGGCACCGGUAACUAUCCGCGACCACCGCCGGACGGUAACGAUGAGCCGGGCAGUGAUACGGGCGGCCAGGACGAGUAUACCACGGUCGGUGGUGAAACCACCCUCGUCAAGGUUGAGCCGCUCGACGGCGAAGGUAUGGGUGGUGAGGUCGAAGACGAGGAUGCACCGAUGCCGGCAGUCACGGCUAUGGAGACGGGCGACGAGCAGGGUGAUAGCGACAUGCACGACAACUGACAAUCGGAACGCGAUUGUAUGAACUUCAUUUCCGUAUUCAUUUAGAGAAGACUAAGUUCCCUCCGCACUGUAAGCACACACACACGGUAACACUCGCACAUCCACUACUGGUUUGCCAUGUUAGAUUUUACCGGUGCAUUCCCCCAACCGCUGCAUUGUAUUGUGUACACGUAAUCUUGU
Molecule: messenger RNA, 2238 nt
Organism: Anopheles moucheti
Lineage: Eukaryota; Metazoa; Arthropoda; Insecta; Diptera; Culicidae
Product: mitochondrial protein C2orf69 homolog
Exons: 6
Coding region: 595-2058 (487 amino acids)
Cellular component (GO): mitochondrion
Source: RefSeq, a predicted model, not a curated record